AUGAUUACUGUAAAAGAUAUCGACGAAGAUAAAGUUAGUAAACUAGCAUUAAACAAAGCUGGUUUGGAUUUUAAAAUAGUUGGCAAAUUCCAACUAAGAUUGGCAAUUUUUGGCGUCCCUGUUGAAUUCGAAGCGGAGGACCUGAAAGAAGGCGUAUUGAAUGAACUUGAACUAGACCAGGACAAACUAACCAUCAAACACAAAUUCGGGCCAAAAGGCCAGCACUUUAAUCAUUGGGUCGUCGAAGUCUCUGCUAAAAAUAGAGCUACUCUGCUAACAAAUGAACGCGUUAUCGAUGCAAAUGAAGGUUUUAGUGUCGAUACCGAUAAGAAUUCUUGUGAUUCCGAUACUUUAAUAUGUAGCAAAGGUUCAGGUCACAAAAAAUAUCACUUUGAUACGAGGCAAAACGAAAUUCCUGGGACAUCAAGUGCUAGGAAUUUAGAUAGUCCAAGCAAAACAGAUGGUACAUCCCAAAAGGUCGAGAUGAUAUGCCAGUCGACGAUGAUGUUUAAAGAACAAAAUCCACCAGAAAAAGAAAAGUUAACCAGAAAGACUGAAAGAAAAAUAUAA
Psylliodes chrysocephalus is the source of this 570-nucleotide messenger RNA. The record is from the annotation of a GenBank genome assembly. NCBI's taxonomy places the organism in Eukaryota, Metazoa, Arthropoda, Insecta, Coleoptera, Chrysomelidae.